Equus quagga is the source of this 1956-nucleotide messenger RNA. It is a transcript of the gene C5H2orf81, whose product is annotated as chromosome 5 C2orf81 homolog. NCBI's taxonomy places the organism in Eukaryota, Metazoa, Chordata, Mammalia, Perissodactyla, Equidae. The record is from RefSeq and is a predicted model, not a curated record.
GCGGCUGUGGCGGCCGCAGCGAAGCGGGUGGGAGCUUCCGAAACCCAGGGUUGGAGUGACAGCUGCGGCGAUGGCUCACGAAGGCUCGAGGCAGGAAAGGCAGAUCCGAGACCGUGGGGUGACCCGAUCCAAGGCGGAAAAGGUCCGGCCGCCUACUGUGCAGGUACCCCAGGUGGACAUCGUACCUGGGCGGCUCACUGAGGCUGAGUGGAUGGCGUUUACGGCUCUCGAGGAGGGCGAGGACGUGGUUGGGGACAUCUUGGCCGAUCUGCUCGCGAGAGUCAUGGACUCUGCUUUCAAAGUCUACCUGACCCAGCAGUGCAUUCCGUUCACCAUCAGUCAGGCGCGGGAGGCCAUGCUGCAGAUCACCGAGUGGCGCUUCCUGGCCCGGGAUGAGGGAGAAUCUGCAGUGGCCGAGGACCCCACGUGGGGCGAGGAUGAGGAGCCCUCGGCAUGCACGACGGACGCCUGGGCUCAGGGAUCCGUGCCUGUGCUGCACGCUCCUGCUUCGGUGGGGCUGGAGGAGACCUUCCAAGGCGAAGACCAAGGGAGCGUGGACCAGAUCCCUAUAGGAAGAUCGUGGAUGGAUAGAGGAUCACAGGAGCAGAUGGAAUCUUGGGAGGGUUCUCCCGAGCUGAGAGUCAUCCCAGGUCCAGGCCCGCCACCCACCCCGGAGCUGUUUCAGGAGGCAGGGCCCAGGGGUCCUUUAGAGGAACUGGAUGGCCAGGCAAUAGGCCACCUGUCCUCGGCUGGGUCCUUGAACGGGAACCUCCAGCCAUCAGUGGAGACGGCGCACACCGGCAGUCCCCAUUCUUCUCUGGAGCUGUCCUUGGUAGCCAGCCCCGAGGCCUCAGCCGAGAGGGCACAGGCCCUCAGCUCUCAGUUCUCGCUCGAGGACCUCUACUAUUGCACGCCCCAGCUGCACGCUGCUGGGGACCGGCCGGAGCUCAAGAAGGAGGAGAUACCCCGCAUCGCCUCGCCAGUGUCAGUGGCCAGCUCCUCUGCGGGUGGCUCCACCAUGCUCAGGCUCUCAGCGUCGUUCCAGCCUCAGCAGCAGCCGGGGCGCCCAGAGGCAGGGCUGAGCGCACCUCAGUACAUGGUGGGCCGCAGGAUGGUGGGGGCGCGCCUGGAUCCCGCGCGGCUGCCGCGCCUCUGGGUGAGCCCGCUGGCCAAGGUCCUGCUUCCAGACUCCGAGGCGCGCCCCGUGGAAGCCUACCGCGGACGCCCGCGCGGCGAGAAGACCGAGGCCCCAGCCGAGCCGGAACCCCCCCGCACCGGCGUCCGCGUCUCCUCUGCAGUUUUCUUACCUCUCCCGCCUGGCGUUCCGUCCCGUGACUUCGGCCCUGACCCCCGCCCCGGCCUCCAAAUCCCCAGUUUAAGCUUAGGUCUACCGUCGCCAGGCUCCGGGUCAAAGCUGCCCUUUCCUAGUCCCGGCCUCCGCUUUCUCGCCACGCACCCAGUGCUCCCCGACGUGGCCCGCAACCCCAGCCCCAAACUGUGGCCGGGUACCAAGUGGCCCAGUGGCUGGGAUGGAGAGGUGGAGUUACUGGAAGACCUGUGGGCCGGCCGCGCCCGUGUAUCUCCACAGGGCGUACCUCCACAAGGCCUGGAUCCUCACAAGUGGCCUCAUCCUGAGCCCCAAGUCCUCGAGGCCACGUCCCAGGUGAUGUGGAAGCCCAUGUUGCUGCCAGAAGCAAUGAAACUGGCUCCUGGUGUGAGCAUGUGGAACCCAACCACCCAGGUGCUGCUCAGCUCUGCCAUACCCCAGCAGGAGGACAAAGGCCAAGCCUCUCCUCCCAUUGAGCAGCAGCCCAUCCAGACAGGUGCCCCGAAGCCUCAGGUGAUGGUGGCGCAGCUAAUGAAGAACUCAACCCCCAAAGUGAGGUCACUCCCUUCCAAGUACCUGCCUCAUUCUGGGUCCUGAACCCCUGGCAGCAGGAAUCCUACCUUCCUUCU